This is a messenger RNA of Penicillium paradoxum, 1509 nucleotides long. RefSeq names its product Aldehyde dehydrogenase N-terminal. Gene Ontology annotation, molecular function: oxidoreductase activity, acting on the aldehyde or oxo group of donors, NAD or NADP as acceptor. The transcript has 3 exons. The record is from RefSeq and is a predicted model, not a curated record. Bases 1 to 1509 code for a protein of 502 amino acids. Lineage: Eukaryota; Fungi; Ascomycota; Eurotiomycetes; Eurotiales; Aspergillaceae.
AUGACCGACUUGUCCGUUCAGCUCACAGCCCCCAACGGCCACACUUGGACCCAGCCUACCGGCUUGUUCAUCAACAACCAAUGGGUCAAAGGUGCGACUGGCGAGAAGAUUGCUAGCAUCAAUCCCACAACCGCAACAGAAAUCACAUCUAUUCACGCAGGCUCUGCUCAAGACAUUGACAAUGCCGUUAAGGCAGCUCGCGCCGCUCUCAACAAUCCCUGCUGGAGGGACCUUCCGGGUCUCGACCGGGGUAAGUUGAUGAACCGGCUGGCUCAGCUGAUCGAGGAUAACCGCACUACCCUGGCCACUAUCGAGACCCUCGACAACGGAAAACCGUAUUCCGUUUCGUUCAAUGACGAUCUUACCGAGACUGCCGAGACAAUCCGCUACUACGCCGGGUAUGCCGACAAGGUCUUUGGACAAGUCAUUGAUACAACUCCAGACAAGUUUGCCUAUACUGUACGGGAACCCGUCGGUGUUUGUGGACAGAUUAUCCCAUGGAACUUCCCCCUCGCGAUGGCUGCUUGGAAGCUUGGCCCUGCCCUUGCGUGUGGCAACACGAUUGUUCUCAAGCCAGCGGAGCAAACACCUCUCUCCAUCCUCUUCCUUGCCAAUCUUAUCAUCGAAGCCGGCUUCCCUCCCGGCGUGGUCAACAUUGUCAACGGGCACGGUGCAGUUGCUGGAGCCGCCCUUGCCUCGCACAUGGACGUGGAUAAGAUUGCCUUCACUGGGAGCACUGCAACAGCCAAACAAAUCAUGAAAAUGGCGAGCGUGAACCUGAAGAACAUCACGCUCGAAACGGGAGGCAAGAGUCCACUCAUCGUUUUCAACGAUGCAGAUCUUGACCAGGCGGUUGAGUGGGCCCAUAUUGGUAUUAUGCACAAUCAGGGCCAGAUCUGCACGGCCACAUCCCGUAUUCUUGUACAGGAUGAGAUCUACGACCGCUUUUUGGAGGCUUUCAAGGCUCAAGUAAAGAAUGUCUCCAAGAUCGGCGAUCCAUUCGAUGAGUCGACUUUCCAAGGACCCCAGGUCACGCAGGCUCAGUACGACCGUAUUAUGUCUUAUGUUGAUAUUGGAAAGUCUGAGAAAGCCACUCUCAUCACUGGUGGCAAGCCGUUCACUAGUGUUGGUGAUGGUAAAGGUUUCUUCAUUGAGCCUACCAUCUUCACUGAUGUUUCUCCCAAGAUGCGGAUCUACCAGGAAGAGGUCUUUGGUCCUUUUGUGGUGAUCGCACGCUUCGGCGAGGAGAAGGAUGCUAUCGAGAUGGCUAAUGAUACCACAUAUGGCCUCGGAAGUGCCGUAUUUACUACCAAUUUGACUAGAGCUCAUCGGGUGGCCAAGCAGAUCCAGGCUGGUAUGGUCUGGAUCAACUCUAGCCAGGAUAGUGAUUGGCGCAUUCCAUUCGGUGGCGUGAAGCAAUCCGGUAUCGGUCGCGAACUGGGAGAGGCAGGUCUUGCUGCCUACUCGAAUAUCAAGGCGAUUCAUGUGAACAUGAGAUCUAAGCUUUGA